Molecule: messenger RNA, 2350 nt
Organism: Symsagittifera roscoffensis
Lineage: Eukaryota; Metazoa; Xenacoelomorpha; Acoela; Convolutidae
Product: 5'-AMP-activated protein kinase catalytic subunit alpha-2-like
Exons: 1
Coding region: 34-1749 (571 amino acids)
Biological process (GO): protein phosphorylation; intracellular signal transduction
Cellular component (GO): cytoplasm
Molecular function (GO): ATP binding; protein serine/threonine kinase activity
Source: RefSeq, a predicted model, not a curated record
CUGAUUUUAUUCGUGGUUUCAGAUUAUACAGUGAUGGAUAAAGUAGAUCGAGGCAAGAUUAAAAUCGGUCACUAUGUUCUGGGAACGACUCUUGGCUCGGGUACCUUCGGAAAGGUCAAAAUCGCAGAGCACAAACUUACAGGGCAUAAAGUAGCAGUGAAAAUUCUGAAUAGACAGAAAAUCAGAAGCUUGGAUGUCGUGAGUAAGAUAAAGCGGGAAAUUGAGAACCUAAAGUUGUUUCGUCAUCCACAUAUUAUUAAGCUUUAUCAAGUUAUCAGCACGCCAACCGAUAUUUUCAUGAUAAUGGAGUAUGUCGCUGGCGGAGAAUUGUUCGAUUACAUCGUGAAAAAAGGGAAACUUAAAGAGUCAGAAGCAAGAAGGUUUUUCCAGCAGAUCAUAUCAGCGGUGGAAUACUGCCACAAACAUAUGAUAGUACACAGGGACCUCAAACCGGAAAAUCUUCUCUUGGACUCACACAGCAACGUCAAGGUCGCAGACUUCGGCUUGAGUAAUAUGAUGAUGGACGGCGAGUUCCUCCGUACAUCUUGUGGCUCACCGAACUACGCAGCGCCCGAAGUCAUCUCGGGAAAGUUGUACGCGGGCCCAGAAGUAGAUAUCUGGUCGUCGGGUAUUAUUUUGUACGCGCUGUUAUGUGGAAGCUUACCGUUCGAUGACGAUCACGUGCCCAAUUUGUUCCGAAAGAUUAAAGCUGGCCACUUUUUCAUCCCGGACUACAUCUCAGAGCAUGUUCGAAAGUUGAUGCUUUCCAUGCUCAAUGUGGAUCCUCUGAAACGGGCAUCGAUAAAGGACAUCAAAGAGAAUCCGUGGUUCCAGAAAGAUCUGGCGCCCUAUCUUUUUCCGGAGCAUGGACACGACACCACAGCGAUAGACGAAGAGGCUGCGAAGGAAGUUUCAGAGGCGUUUAACAAAGAUUUAGACAGGGUCAUUGCUGAUAUCUACCUGGGAGAUCCAUCGAAUCAGUUUGUGAUAGCAUAUUUUUUGAUCGUUGACGAAAAACUGAAGUUGAAACGAUCGAAUGCUGAUUCGGCAAAAGAACAAAUGAAGUCAGAGUUCUUCGUUGCCAGUACUCCAGACGCACACCCUAGUCCCCUAAGGUCAAAGUUGGCAGCGUUGCCGUCGAAUGCAAAACAGCACCCGGAGCGGCUGACUCAGAAGAUUUCACGCACACCAUUUGAUAAUACACAGCAACCGGUGGUGCCAUCCGCCCCUCCUAAAAGAUCACGUUGGCACUUGGGAAUUAGGUCCCAGAGUCGACCAGCUGAUAUAAUGUCAGAGGUUUUCAAAGCCAUGAAACAACUCGGGUUCGAGUGGAAAGUUGUGAACCCAUAUUGUGUGCGAGUGCGGAGGCAAAACCCGAAGAAACCUACAAGCUUUGUCAAAAUAGGACUUCAACUCUAUCAAGUUGACCACAAGUCUUACCUGUUGGACUUCAAGAAUAUAAAACAAGCAGAGCUGUCGAUGCGACAGAGACAAAGGGCGAAUAGUCUGACUAGUAACACUACGAGAUCGGGCAGCCGAGAUAGUAUAUGCGAGUCGCCACGUGCGUUUGAUCACCCGAGGUCGAUGUCAUCGUCCUUCAAUGCCAAUCAGUUUUUCGCGGGUCCAAGUGACAUGACUCCGGAAGAGUUCGCAAAUUUAGUGACCAAUAAUAGCGAGGCCAUGCGAGAACAUCAGACAAUGGAGUUCUUCGAGAUGUGCGCGGAUCUGAUUAGGACUCUGGCAAGGUAAUAUGGAAAAAAAAACUAAGCAAAAGUAACAAAAAUUUGAACUGCUGAAUCACAAUUUAAACUGUAAAUUAGUUUAGUUAGCUGUUGAAGACUCAUCCUCAUCACCUUCAUUAAAUACAUUGUGUUCUGCUGUUUCUCCUCAAAUCUAUUUGGAAAUGAUUCUCUAAGCGGCUCUUCACUACUGUUUGUUGACUUCAUAGUAUAUGAAUACUGUGUUUGAUGUCUUAACGUGCUAUUAUUACUCAGUGAUUCAACACGUACUCUACCUCUCUAUCCAAGUUGAACUGGAAAAUGAUAUUAAUAAUACAUCAGAGGAGCCAAUAAUUUGAUAUGCUUCUAAACUUUUCAAUUCGGGAUAAAAAUUAAGGAAGUUGAAUUACUUGAUACAGAAGUUUGUUUGUAUGAGUACCUGAAUGUUGGAAAGAAAUAUAAUUUUUUGUACGGCCUAAUUUUGACGGAUAUUAGUAAUCGAAUGCAAUCCGCAAAUAUUCAAUUGGUUACAUGACAAUUAACCCCUAUGCAACUCUAACUCUAUCAUCCAACUUAUCCUAUGCUUCGUUACCAUAUGUUCAUAAUAUCAAAAUUUACCCUAUGACUUUGAA